CCUGCUUACGUACUUACUAAACUGUUCAGUUUGUAGGCCGUCACUGAAAACAUUUGAACCAGCGCAGAUUGCAGUGGCGGUUUCUACACUGAAGAGAGAAUUAGUUAUCUAUAAACUAAAAUUGUCAAUAAGGCCGUGCUCCCAAGCUACUGGACAGACAGGUACAACACCAACCCUGGAUAACAUUUCGUAUUCCAUUUUAACAACAUGAACCUAUCUUCCCACAUCUCUUCGCUGGGCGAAGAAUUCAGAUCUGAGGAUUAUGUUGAACCUCACUAUAAGGAAUGGUACCGUGUAGCUAUUGAUACGUUAGCAGAUGAAGGGAUUCCUGCCUAUGAACAAUUUCUAGCAAAGGAAGGACUGAGUGAGUUCCUGGCUGAGGAAGAGAUCUGUUUAAUCAAGGACAAUGUUCAAAAAUUAGCCCCAUCCAUUGCAACCUAUUAUCUGGAUGACCGUAAGGAUGGUUCAUCCUCUGGCACCUACUGGCCUGUUCAAUCUGAUGCAGAUGCUCCAGAUCUAGACUUGGGAUGGCCUUAUGUUAUUAAAGGCUUGGAGACACAAACCAAAAUCGACCUAUACUUUCAUCCGCCUCGCGAUAACUCGCCUACAAUCAAGGAAAUUGUCAGGAAGUUAAUAAAAAAUGGAAAACAGGUCAUUGCGAUUGUUAUGGACAUCUUCACUGAUGUGGAUAUCUUCAAGGAGGUGCUGGAGGCUGCUGCCAGAGGAGUUCCAGUCUACAUAGUGCUCGAUGACUCCAAUUUCAAACACUUUACCAUGAUGUGUGAGAAACAAGGAGUUCACCUUCAAAGGCUCAUGAACAUCAGAAUUCGGACAGUCAAGGGAUUAGAUUACCUUUGCAGAUCGGGGAGCAAGUUCCAUGGGAAGAUGACAGAGAAAUUUCUUCUGGUUGACUGUAAGACAGCGGUAUAUGGAACGUACAGUUUCAUGUGGUCCUUUGAGAAGAUAAACCUUAGUAUGGUCCAAGUGAUCACUGGACAUCUGGUUGAAUCCUAUGAUGAAGAAUUUCGGACACUCUAUGCCCGGUCUGAUAUCCCUGCUAUAUUUUCACCUGAAAGCUCCAGACUAUUGGUGGAUAGAAAGCAACCAUCCAUGUGGCAGCAUAACCAGAAUACUAAUAUCUACCAGCAUUCACUAGCUUCCUUGGCUUCAUCCUCUAGCCAAUACCAGCCAUUGAGUCGGCAGAAUCCCAAGCGACACACUCUUGAUACAUUGUAUCAAAAGUUGCAUUCGAGACAAAACACUCGUCUAAAUGAGAGGAACAAUGCUGACAAUAAAUUUAAUUCACGGAAUGCACAUUUUCGACCUCACAUUGCAAAUGGUCUGGAUGCCACAAACAGAAUCAGUCGCCUACAGACCUAUGAGAGAAAUGAUUACUGGAAGCGACACAGUUACGCUGGGGAGCAGCCGGAAACGUCAUCGUACCUCCUGAUGAAUAGACCAGCAAACCAAAGACCCUUGUUUCAAAGAAGUGACCAGAAUCUGCUCGAGGAAAGCGAAAGUGUUACCUCUUCAACUCGAGGUGAAUUCAUGUCCAGCACCAUCAAAAACGCUCUCGAUCGCUUAAAACAUAAGAGAAUAACACCGAACUUUGAAAGGAGCUCAAAUAUUCGGAAUACGUAUCAUGGGCCUAAAACUCUGAACCUGCCUUCCACCUACAAGCUCCCGACCCUAGAAAACAUGAAAAGGACGGGUUUGCGAAACUGGCGAAUUGAAAGCUACUUAAAUGAUAAGGCUGGGCCAGCAGUGAAUUCUAGCACUGAGUCAUUUGAUGGCACCGACCUGAAUACAACGGACAGGUUUGAAAACCCAGCAGGCCCCAGGAUGCAUGAAAAUUUAGAAUUAAUAAACCGAACCGAGAUUAAAACCAAUCCUAAUUUGUCAAAUUCCCGUCUGCGUUCUUCAUUGGUCUUCAAGACCUCUAUGAUGGGACAGGCUGAUGUCUUCAGCCCUAAUUCUGAAUCAACGGCUUCAACGAUUAGCGCAAACUCAGGGUCGACAACUCCUCAGGAGCAGACAUCGAGCAAUCUCAGGUAUGCAUGGAUGAUUGCCGAUAAACAGCGUUCAUCAGAUGAAGUGAAAACUCCGAGUGUGGCAGGUAUACAGCAACUGUCCAGUUAUUCACUGUCACCUCAAAAUGAAACUGGGGAGGUGAAUCAAAGACUUAAUCAACACAAUCAGAGCUUCCAAGCACACCAGACUGAUCAAAACAAGGCGUCAGAUUACACAGCUGGACAGGAAUCUGGACACUACACGCUACCCAAGACAAAAUUUCACUCCUCUUCUGCUAGGACUUUGUCAAUCCACUCACUAACUGAAACAAAGGGAAAUGAAUCUCCCAAGAUUUGGCAUUUUGGGAAGGGCAAAAAAAAUCAUGAGCACCCAACAAAUUUCCUUACAAGAAGUUCAGAGAAGAUCAAAUCUCUACUGAGCUUAUCAAGCGAUAAAAGAGAUAAUCAGCCGAGGAGUAGAGGGUCAGUUGCAUCCUAUAAAACAAAUAGCAGCACUGACACUUUAACCUCUGAGAGUGAUCAGCUAGAAAGGAGAAAAAUAGCAAAAUAUGCACGGAAUGAGCAAACGGAGAAGACACCAAGUACAUCAUCAAAUUCUGUGAACAUUCCAAAAUUUGAUCAUGCUGACAAACAAGAGCAAUUCAACACAGAUGGCUAUUUGCUUGCGAAGGAUGACACGAGGCUGGGAGAUGCAUCAGCUCCGAGAUUUGCCACGGAACAACUGGACAUAGGCAACACAGAACAUAAAUCACGUACCAGCCCCUCAUCUCUAGUGAGGAAAUUAAAACCUGAGGAAUCUAAGAACAAUAUUUCUACAACAACGACCACUCAACCUAAAGAGCACCGAGUUUACAGUCGUUUUGAGAAAGUUUACAUGCCGCAAACGAACAACUUGAAACCCAAGAGAACCGAGCCCACUUCUGUCCCAGCAAAGCCGGUUGAUAGCAAUAACACUUUUCCCAGUGAGCAGUUGCACCGUCAGUCAAGAUUCCCCUCAUACCAAGAGAAUCACGUACGCCAAGUAACCCACCACAAUGAAAAUAAGUUUGAAAAAUUUGUGCACAGAUUUGUCGGCUCAUUCAAAUCUAAAAAGUAAGAAGCCUUAAAAUAACUUGUUAGUAUAAUAAUAUAUGACUGCAGUCUCCCGAACUUCCUCAUGCUGCUAUUUUAAUGAGUGGUAACACAUUUUCUAUGAGAGGUACAUUGAAAUAGUACUAAGAAUGCACUGUUGCCAUCAUUACACCAUAUCCCAUGUAAUUUCAACAUGAAGGCAAACGUGUAACUUUCAAUGAUGGUAAACAUGAAAUAGUGAAACGUGAGUUAUUUUGGUUGAUUGCUUCAAUGCUUUCAAAUUUCUUUCAAUAAACAACCUCAGAAUUUAAAACGAUAUGAGCAUACAAAUUAGGAGCAGGAGUAGACCAUUCAGCCCCUUGUGCCUACCCUGUCUUUCUGUAUGGUCCAAUCUGCAGUCUGCAUUCCCAACUAUCCCUGAUAACCUUCUUCACCCUCACCCCUCACAAACAUUUAAGAAGAAACUAUCUACCUGUGUUUUGUUGAUAUUCAGGGGCUCUGCUUUCACUGUCUUUUCAGGAAGACUCUUGCCCUUCUGAGAAAAAAAAAGUUUUGCUUCAUCUCUGGUUUAAGUGGGUGAGCCCUAAUUUGUAAAAAGUGACUCCUACUUCUAUAUUCUCCCAUAUGAAGAAACAUCUUCUCCACGUCUAAUCUGCCAAGAUUCCUCAGGAACUUAUCUGAUAAUGGUUGUAUGAAUUCAUUUAAACACUGAAUGUCUUUCCUACUUUCAAAUAUCUAUGUUUUUUUGUACCUUAGAAUAUAAAUGAACAUUAAUGGAAAGUUGAGACUUGCAGAGAAUGCUCUCAAUUGCUGGUGUUUCUUGAUAAGCCAAAAAUGUUUAUUCUCAGGAUUGAACUAUCACUGGAAUGUUCAAUGUGUACAACCACUGAAAAUGUUUCAAUCUAUUAUUGUAUAAAUAUCUCAGACUUGUUAUCUGUAAAAUAGUGAUCAAUUCAAGACAAAGUUGAAAUGUUUUUAUAAUCGGUUCUAUAUUUUGUACGGUAGUAGCAUUUUGAAAAC
Messenger RNA from Hemiscyllium ocellatum (epaulette shark), 4121 nucleotides. It is a transcript of the gene sack1b, whose product is annotated as family with sequence similarity 83 member B. Gene Ontology annotation, biological process: epidermal growth factor receptor signaling pathway. Gene Ontology annotation, cellular component: cytoplasm; membrane. The record is from RefSeq and is a predicted model, not a curated record. Lineage: Eukaryota; Metazoa; Chordata; Chondrichthyes; Orectolobiformes; Hemiscylliidae. The coding region runs from base 208 to 3126 and encodes 972 amino acids. The transcript is spliced from 5 exons.